Messenger RNA from Spathaspora passalidarum NRRL Y-27907, 2282 nucleotides. It is a transcript of the gene STT3, whose product is annotated as dolichyl-diphosphooligosaccharide--protein glycosyltransferase subunit. Gene Ontology annotation, molecular function: dolichyl-diphosphooligosaccharide-protein glycotransferase activity. The record is from RefSeq and is a predicted model, not a curated record. Gene Ontology annotation, biological process: post-translational protein modification. Gene Ontology annotation, cellular component: membrane. The transcript has a single exon. Bases 15 to 2213 code for a protein of 732 amino acids. NCBI's taxonomy places the organism in Eukaryota, Fungi, Ascomycota, Pichiomycetes, Serinales, Debaryomycetaceae.
CACCACAAUCAAUCAUGGGAAAGAGUCAAUUGAAAGUAUUGGGGGUUCCUAUUGAGACAAUUCGAGUGCUCUUGCGUGUGAUCAUCUUUAUUUCGAUUGCCGGAGCAGCCAUCUCCUCCAGAUUGUUUUCCGUCAUUCGAUUUGAAAGUAUCAUUCACGAAUUCGAUCCUUGGUUUAAUUUCCGAGCUACCAAAUAUUUAGUCAGUCAUUCCUUCUACGAGUUCUUGAACUGGUUCGAUGACAGAACGUGGUACCCCUUGGGUAGAGUCACCGGUGGUACUUUGUACCCUGGGUUGAUGGUUACCUCCGGUGCCAUUUGGCAUAUUUUGAGAGACUGGUUCAGCAUGCCCGUCGACAUUAGAAACAUUUGUGUCAUGUUGGCGCCAGCCUUCUCCGGGUUGACGGCCAUUGCUACUUAUUUCUUCACUAAGGAAAUGAAGGAUUCUAAUGCGGGAUUGUUGGCUGCUAUCUUCAUGGGUAUUGCGCCUGGGUACAUCUCCAGAUCGGUGGCUGGAUCCUAUGAUAACGAAGCUAUUGCUAUCACUUUAUUGAUGGCUACUUUCUACUUCUGGAUUAAAGCCAUGAAGUUGGGAUCGGUCUUUUAUGCCACCUGGACUGCUUUGUUCUACUUUUAUAUGGUUAGUGCAUGGGGUGGAUACGUUUUCAUCACUAACUUGAUUCCAUUACAUGUGUUUGUCUUGAUUUUAAUGGGAAGAUACAACAAGAAGUUAUAUACUGCUUAUACUACCUGGUAUGCCUUGGGUACGUUAGCCUCAAUGCAAAUUCCAUUUGUUGGUUUCCUUCCAAUCAGAUCAAAUGACCAUAUGGCCGCCUUGGGUGUAUUCGGAUUGUUACAAUUAGUCGGGGUUGGAAACUACGUCAAGGCCCAAGUUCCAUCUCGUCAAUUCAAAUCAUUCUUGGUUGUUUCUUUGACUUUAGUGUUCUUGUUGGGUAUUGGUGGGUUAUUCGGAUUGACCGCCAUGGGAUGGAUUGCCCCUUGGACAGGUAGAUUCUAUUCCUUGUGGGAUACAAGUUACGCCAAGAUUCACAUUCCUAUUAUUGCCUCCGUCUCUGAACAUCAACCUACCGCAUGGCCAGCAUUUUUCUUUGACACAAGUAUGCUUAUUUGGUUAUUCCCAGCCGGUAUCUACAUGUGUUUCCAAGAAUUGCGUGAUGAACAUGUUUUUGUGAUUAUUUACGGUGUGUUGUGUUCUUACUUUGCCGGUGUCAUGGUUAGAUUGAUGUUGACUUUAACACCAAUUGUGUGUGUUUCCGCAGCCAUUGCCUUGUCCAAGUUGUUUGACGUUUAUUUAAACAUUGUUGACCUUUUCACUACUACCGAAGAAGAAAAGGGCAAGAAACCAAAAGCAUUCCCUGCCGCUGCUUUGAUUUCUAGAGUGGUUGUCUUGUUAUCAUUUGCAUUCUACCUUUUCUACUUUGUCUUGCAUUGUACUUGGGUCACUUCCAAUGCUUACUCGUCACCUUCAGUUGUGUUGGCCACAAACAAUCCAGACGGGUCUCAGCAUAUCAUUGAUGAUUAUAGAGAAGCUUACUACUGGUUGAGAAUGAACACUCCUGAGGAUGCCAAGGUCAUGGCCUGGUGGGAUUAUGGGUAUCAAAUUGGUGGUAUGGCUGAUAGAACCACUUUGGUCGAUAACAACACCUGGAACAACACCCAUAUCGCCACUGUUGGUAAGGCUAUGGCUUCUCCUGAAGAAGUAUCCUACAAGAUUUUUAGACAACAUGAUGUCGACUAUGUCUUGAUUAUAUUUGGGGGAUUAUUGGGAUACUCUGGUGAUGAUAUAAAUAAGUUUUUGUGGAUGGUAAGAAUCGCCGAAGGUAUUUGGCCCGACGAAAUCCAUGAACGAGAUUACUUCACUGAGCGUGGUGAGUACAAGGUCGAUAAGGACGCUUCCAAGGCCAUGAAGGAAUCUUUGAUGUAUAAAUUGUCGUACUAUAGAUUUGCUGAAUUGUAUGGAGGCAGAGAUGGGGCCGAUAGAGUUAGAAACCAACAAAUUCCAGCCAAUGACCCACCACAAUUGAGUACCGUUGAAGAAGUAUUCACUUCUGAAAACUGGAUUGUGAGAAUUUAUAAAGUCAAGGAUUUAGAUAACGUGGGAAGGGAUUUGAAGCAAGCUACUGCGUUUGAACAACCUGGUGCUUCCAAGAAGAAUAGAUCGAUUAAGAAGCCAAAGUUGGAUAUUAGAAUAUAAGCAAUGAAGCACUUUGGUAUAACCUCAUUUUUUUUUGAAAAUAGUUCAAUAAAAACAGAUAUAACGUAA